Messenger RNA from Cynocephalus volans (Philippine flying lemur), 6535 nucleotides. It is a transcript of the gene SNX29, whose product is annotated as sorting nexin 29. The coding region runs from base 73 to 2523 and encodes 816 amino acids. The transcript has 21 exons. The record is from RefSeq and is a predicted model, not a curated record. Gene Ontology annotation, molecular function: phosphatidylinositol binding. NCBI's taxonomy places the organism in Eukaryota, Metazoa, Chordata, Mammalia, Dermoptera, Cynocephalidae.
UCUGGAGCUCGGCGGCUGCAGAGGCGGCGGUGGCGGCGGCACGGCGCACUUACCGGCCCCGGGAGCGGCAUCAUGAGCGGAGCACAGAACAAUGACAAAAGACAAUUUCUGCUGGAGCGACUGCUAGAUGCAGUAAAACAGUGCCAGAUACGCUUUGGAGGGAGAAAGGAGAUUGCCUCGGAUUCCGACAGCAGGGUAACCUGCCUGUGUGCCCAGUUUGAAGCGGUCCUGCAGCAUGGCUUGAAGAGAAGUCGAGGAUUGGCACUCACAGCGGCAGCGAUCAAACAGGCAGCCGGCUUCGCCAGCAAAACUGAAACAGAGCCCGUGUUCUGGUACUAUGUGAAGGAGGUCCUCAACAAACACGAGCUGCAGCGCUUCUACUCCCUGCGCCACAUCGCCUCGGACGUGGGCCGCGGCCGGGCCUGGCUGCGCUGUGCCCUCAACGAGCACUCCCUGGAACGCUACCUGCACAUGCUCCUGGCUGACCGUGGCAGGCUCAGCACUUUUUAUGAAGACUGGUCUUUUGUGAUGGAUGAAGAAAGGUCUAGCAUGCUUCCCACCAUGGCAGCUGGUCUGAACUCCAUCCUCUUUGCAAUUAACAUCGACAACAAGGAUUUAAAUGGGCAGAGUAAGUUUGCUCCCACUGUCUCGGACCUCUUAAAGGAGUCAACACAGAAUGUGACCUCCUUGCUGAAGGAAUCCACGCAAGGAGUGAGCAGCCUUCUCAGGGAGAUCACAGCCUCCUCUGCUGUCUCCAUCCUCAUCAAACCUGAACAGGAGACUGACCCUCUGCCCGUCGUGUCUAAGAACGUCAGUGCCGAUGCCAGAUGUAAAAAGGAGCGGAAGAAGAAAAAGAAGGUGACCAACAUUAUCUCAUUUGAUGACGAGGAAGAUGAGCAGAACUCUGGGGAUGUUUUUAAAAAGAUACCUGGGGCAGGGGAGAGCUCAGAAGAGAACUCCGACCGCUCUUCGGUCAAUAUCUUGUCUGCCUUUGAAAGCCCCUUUGGGCCAAAUUCCAAUGGAAGUCAGAGCAGCAACUCAUGGAAAAUUGAUUCUCUGUCUUUGAAUGGGGAGUUUGGGUACCAGAAGCUCGAUGUGAAAAGCAUCGAUGAUGAAAAUGUGGAUGAAAACGGGGAUGAUGUGUACGGGAACUUAUCAGGAAGGAAGCGCGUGGGCCACUUGCCGUCGCCUGAGAAGCCACUGGACGGGAACACCUGCCUCUCCCAGAUGCACGGCUGGGCUCCGCUGCAGGUGCUGCACGGUGACACCGAUGUCCUCUUCCCCGUCAGCGGAGUGGGCUCCUUUAGCCCAGCAGAUGCCCCUCUCGGAAGCCUGGAGAACGGGACAGGACCAGAGGACCAUGUUCUCCCAGAGCCUGGACUUCGGUACAGUGUGGAAGCCAGUUCUCCGGGUCAGGGUAGUCCUCUGAGCAGCCUGUUACCUUCCGCCUCGGUGCCAGAGUCGAUGACAAUCAAUGAGCUGCGACAAGCCAUCGUGGCCAUGAUGAACAGGAAGGAUGAGCUGGAAGAGGAAAACAGAUCGCUGCGGAACCUGCUCGAUGGCGAGAUGGAGCACUCGGCUGCACUCCGGCAAGAGGUCGACACCUUGAAAAAGAAGCUGGCUGAGCAGGAGGAGCGGCACGUCAUGAAGGUCCAGGCACUGGCCAGAGAAAACGAGGUGCUCAAAGUCCAGCUGAAGAAAUAUGUAGGAGCUGUCCAGAUGCUGAAGAGAGAAGGUCAAACAUCGGAAGUUGUGCCAAAUCUUUGGAAUGUUGAUGGAGAAGUUACAGUCACGGAACAAAAGCCAGGAGAAAUUGCUGAAGAACUAGCAAGCUCCUAUGAAAGAAAGCUCAUUGAGGUGGCAGAGAUGCACGGUGAGCUGAUCGAGUUCAACGAGCGCCUGCACAGGGCCCUGGUGGCCAAGGAAGCCCUCGUGUCCCAGAUGAGGCAGGAGCUCAUCGAUCUCCGAGGGCCAGUGCCUGGAGAUUUGAGUCAAACAUCUGAAGACCAGAGUUUAUCGGAUUUUGAAAUAUCAAACCGGGCGCUGAUCAACGUCUGGAUCCCUUCAGUGUUUCUCCGGGGCAAAGCAGCAAACGCAUUCCACGUGUAUCAGGUCUACAUCCGAAUCAAAGAUGAUGAAUGGAAUGUCUAUCGGCGGUAUACGGAGUUUAGGAGUUUGCACCACAAGUUACAAAACAAGUACCCUCAAGUGAGGGCCUACAACUUCCCCCCCAAAAAGGCCAUUGGAAACAAGGAUGCCAAGUUUGUUGAAGAACGAAGAAAGCAGCUUCAGAACUACCUGCGCAACGUCAUGAACAAAGUCAUCCAGAUUGUCCCCGAGUUUGCCACCAGCCCCAAGAAAGAGACUCUCAUUCAGCUGAUGCCCUUCUUUGUGGACAUCACCCCUCCCGGAGAACCACCAAACAAGAACAGCCGGCCCAAAGUGGCUUCCCGCUUUCCCAAGCUGUCCCGAAGUCAGCCCAGGGAGACGCGCAACGUGGAGCCCCAGAGCGGCGACCUCUGACCUCAGUGGAACCCCAGAGGCAGGCUGUACAUGUCACACCAGCUGCCUCCACCCCGGCUACUCUGUGUCUGAACUGGCCACGGCAGCUGGCCCUUACAUCUUAGGGUGACAACCCUGUUCACCCAGUGAACCCCAGAAAGCACACCUUCCCCACCGGAAACAUGACACCCUAAUUAAACUGGUCAGUUUCAGAGCCACCAUGUUAUUAUCCCCAGAGCAAGGCGGCUCCUCCUGAAUACUGGGACGUGUGGUCACUGCUCUCCCAGGGUCUGCCCUUGCAGCAGAGGCCACCUGUUCCCCUUCCUCCAGCUCGGGCUGUGAGCCCCUGGUUGAGAUGCACAACUGUGAGGUUUCAUGUGGUCAGGAGGCUCCUUCCUAAGCUGCCUCCUGACUCUUUCCCAUGUGGGAAUUAGAGUGACUGUUAGCCUCUUUUAUUUUUAUUUUUUCUCUUUAAUGUAAUUGACUGUUACAGCCUAUGGACAGAUGGGGGGGGUCUUGUUCCCCUCCAUUUUGCCCUCCACCAGUGGUUACUAGACACCAGCGGGAUUGCUGCCUGGGCUCUUAGAGGUGUCACUGCUCCAGGGAGACAUUUCCCCAUGGCCUUGUGAAGGAGCCACUGCUGGUAGUUAACUUUGGUUCUUGGAGAACUUCCUCCAGCUCCCCGUGGUUGGCUUCAGGAGGGAACCUGAAGUCACCUAGGCCCAUGUGCACCUUGUCGGACUUGGAGGGGCUCAGACACACAGCCCAGCCCUCAGCAUCAGCCUGGUAACCCUGCGUUGGAGAGACUUGGCUCUGGGAACCACAGAAGAAAGUUCCGUAAGCCCUUGGCUUUUCAGACCCAGCUCUGUCUCGGUGAACUUGGACACAGCAUCUGCUCUGAACAGAUCAUGGUUGUCCCUUGAGACACACAUUUGCCAUGCACCAUCUGUCCCCCAAAAUACUCUUGUUGGGAGCAGAACCCUGUGCAUCCCCCAAGACUCAUUCCCCUGUUCCUCCCAGCCUUAUCUUGCCCCUGAAGUUCCUCCCGCAGUGAGCCCACCGUGGCCUGGCAGGACCGGAGCUGGGCGGCGGGUGUUAAGCCCCAGGAUCAUGGAACUGUCUCCCACUCGGUCAGUAGCUGCCUCUGCUGCUGAGUGCAGUUAGGAGUAGUUCACACUUUCUGGGGGAGAUAUUAAGAAAGUAGAUAGGAAGUCAUGAACCAGACCACGCAAGAAUAAGGUUGUGCCUCUCUGACCGACGCAGGUAGAGUCAUAGGGAACCUAGGGUGGAAGGUGAUGUUUGGAGGGCAAACCUCAACUCAUCCUGGAACUGCUUCAGUUCACUGGCCUGAAACUUGGUGGAUGACCUAAAUGAGCGUGGCGCAUCUCCUAGCUACAGGAAGACUGGAAAGAACCACUUGGAAGAUUUAUGCGUUGUGAUCCCCUAGUAGCCAGGAGACUUACUCAGAGAAGUAAAGGAAAGCUGAGACCAUUUACACAGCCCUGCAGAGAAACAGAAGCGGCCUGGACGCCUUCUGAGAGGCCCUUGGGCCAGGUGAGGCAGGACGGGCCCACUGUUCUUGAUGCACAGGAGCAGGGGGUAGAGGACCUGAGAGACAUCCAGGUCCUAGAAAGGCAAUAGGGUCUCCUCCUUGUCCACCAAGGUGACCACUGUGGCUGCUGACUUUGAAUCUCCUGGACUAAGUAACCAGGGCCUGUCUGGAAGCUUAGGCUGCCCAAGUCCUGCCUCCCUGACGUAGGGCUUCAGUGCCAGCUAGAAGACUCCACACCACCUGACCCUUCUGUUUGCAUUUGGUACGGAAGAGGAAGGGAACCUCCUGUCUGGGACAUCUGCCCCCCUGCCCCACCCCAAAUCUCCCAGGCUGAUGCUUCCGAUCUGUGCAGGCCUUUUCUGCACCUGACGCGAAAUGCAUCUGCACAUAGUUAAAAAAGCAAAAAAAGGUACCCAGAGCUACACCAGAUAGCUGCUAAGCCCUGAGAAACACGUAUAUGCCCAGCUGCUAUUUAAAAAGCAAGAGAAAGACCGCCUCCCCCUUUUGUGAUCAUGUAGGAACCCUGGACUCAUCUUCAAGGUACAGGCCAUCCCCUCUCCUCUUAGCUCAGAUGUGCACAUGACAGGGACAUUACAGCCACUCCCUGUAGCCUUAACUUUGGAAUCACGUAGCAUGUUCUGCAAUGAUCUAGUGCAUGCAGCUGCUCAGAAUCCUCCUGUCCUGCUCUCUGGUGUGGUGAGAUGGACUUCAGGCUAAAGAGACAGGCGGCAGACUUCCCAAAUGCCAUCCCAGGGGACAUGGACUCACCUGCCCUUCAGCCCAGGUCCAUUUCUGAGGACCGGCUGUCUUCCACUGAACCACCUGCCCAGCCCGUGUGACCCAUCAGUGGAAAAGACAUCCCUGCAGAAAGGAGCUGCCACAGCUCACUUCUGUCUCUUCGAUCCAGUAAGAUUCUUUGGGGUCUCCAAAGUUGGCAUCGGACAGAGGAAGCCGUCCCCAUUCAGAGAAACCAAAGGGGCCUGGGCAUCUAGGCCCACCUCUACUGCGAGGCAGAGUCCACUCUGGGUCCUUUCAUCUAAGAAAAACUGUAUCUUCAUGGUCUGCUGUAGCAAGAACCCACAGCACAGCACCAGGUUUGGUCCCUGCCACCAUCUCGUUUCUUUUUUUUCCUUUUCCCCCAGAUGAAACACUCAGGAAAAGUAGGGCUGGGCAGAGAUGGCUCUCCUUAAAAGAGAGAACUAAAGCGUCCAGGAAGGGAGGUGAAAGGCUGCUGUGACCCUAGCCCAGAAGUGACUCCUGACUUGGGAGAGAACAGUCCCAGCCGGCUCUUCUGGACUCAGUCUGAAAUUUCAGCUGGACACAGCUGGUUCCAGCUCCUUCGAAUCUCAUUCCCAGGCACAGGCUGCUCACGUUACUGACAAGGAAUCACAGAAAGCAGAGCUGUGGGUUAAACUACCAGCAUUUCUGUACAGUCAGGUCCUAGAGGAGGAGAAGACUUUCACAGAAGAGGCUGGUACAGCCCAUGGUGGUGGCCACUUAGCCAGUAACCAGGCACAUCCAAGGGCUUCCUGGUCAGCAAAGGGAUCAACACAUGGAGUUAGAAGAGGAGACGGUCUUGUGAGAUCUGGCAGGAGGCACGCGCCCUGAGGGGAGGGCUGGGGAUGCGAUCUGACUGCAGCACUUGGCUCUGCUCCACACGUGGGGCUUAUGAAGAUGAGUUCUUUGAAAUUUUAAAGCAGCGGCAGGUUGUGUGGGUGCUUUUAAAAUUCCGAGGCAAUCGAAAGCCGUUUACAUCGUCAAUUGAUAACGCAGCUGUACCAACAGGCACAGGAGGCCCAGUAAUUACUCCUCAGGCUUUCGGCCCAGAGUCAGAGAACAGGAAUGAAGACCUGCCGGCCCGCCUAGUUCAUCAGACGCAGCGCUGCCUUCUGCAGGAGGCUUAGCUCCUGCCACCCUGAACCAGGGCUCCACAGCCCAGGCAAGCUGGUGACUGUCUCUUUUCCUACCGGGGGUGCAGCUCAUUGUGUGCAGCCCAGACACCAGCUGGCCCCUCACCUGGAGGCCCUGGCACUGUUCUUUGUCCCCCAACCAUCUCCAGAGUCCUUCCUUCCUCAGCCUGGCUCCUCAGUGCAAGCACCAGCCCCUGUUCAGGUGUGGCUCUCCACUCCAGAAGCAUCUUCUGGGCUUGGCCUGUAACAGACGGCAAAGGGCUGGAUUUGCAACUCCUAGGACCUGCCAAGGGUCCCCCUGCCCCGCCCCAAUCCUACUGGCCAGGGGGCUUCCCAGAAGGGGUGUGCCUCACAGCCAGGUUGCAAUCCCAAAGGCAAUAACUGUCUUGAGUUUUCCUCGGUGUUUCACUCCGGACGAUACCGCGCACUCCGGGGCUUUUCCCCAGCCUGGAGGCUGACUCAGCAGACACGGGCUGUUUCCAGAAGCAGACGCCUGCUUAUGAGCAAGGUCUAUUGUCAUGAACAAUUUUCAAAAUAUUGUGCAUUAUUUCAUUAAAGCUAAUGUUAAAUA